Chrysochloris asiatica (Cape golden mole) is the source of this 2043-nucleotide messenger RNA. Its product is annotated as acetyl-coenzyme A synthetase 2-like, mitochondrial-like. NCBI's taxonomy places the organism in Eukaryota, Metazoa, Chordata, Mammalia, Afrosoricida, Chrysochloridae. The record is from RefSeq and is a predicted model, not a curated record. Gene Ontology annotation, molecular function: AMP binding; acetyl-CoA synthetase activity. The transcript has 14 exons. Bases 1 to 2043 code for a protein of 680 amino acids. Gene Ontology annotation, cellular component: mitochondrion.
AUGGCUGCGCGCUGCCUUGGCCGCGACGUCUGGCGGUUCUUGGGCAGCCAACGCCGGCGCUCUGGGCCGCUCCGGCCGCUGCUCUGGGCUAGUGAGACCAGUGGGCGGACCUCUGGGAGCCCGGGCAGAGGUACAGCCGCGGCCCCUCCGCGGGACUCAUACUUGGAGCUCAGUGCGCUGGCGGCCCGGGAACCAGCCGCCUUCUGGGGGUCGCUAGCGCUGGACACGCUGGUGUGGGACACUCCCUACCACACCGUGUGGGACUGCGACUUCAACAGUGGCAAGAUUGGCUGGUUUCUGGGAGGCCAGUUAAACGUGUCAGUGAACUGCUUGGACCAACAUGUUCUGAAGUCCCCAGAAAGCAUUGCUUUGAUCUGGGAGCAAGAUGAGCCUGGUACCGAAGUGAGGAUUACCUACAGGGAGCUUCUGGAGACCACGUGCCGCCUGGCCAACACACUGAAGAGACAUGAAGUUUAUCGAGGGGACCGUGUGGCCAUCUACAUGCCUGUAUCUCCUCUGGCUGUGGCAGCGAUGCUGGCCUGUGCCAGAAUUGGUGCUGUCCACACUGUUGUCUUUGCUGGCUUCGGUGCAGAGUCCUUGGCUGGGAGGAUCAAUGAUGCCAAGUGCAAGGUAGUCAUCACUGUCAACCAGGGACUCCGGGGAGGCCGUGUGCUGGAGUUGAAGAAAACUGUGGAUGAGGCUGUAAAGCUCUGCCCCAAUGUGAGGCGUGUUCUGGUGGCUCACAGGACAGACAGGAAGGUUACCAUGGGGGAACUGGAUGUCCACCUGGAGCAGGAAAUGGCCAAAGAGGACCCUGAGUGUGCCCCAGAGAGCAUGGGCAGUGAGGACAUGCUUUUCCUGCUGUACACCUCAGGGAGCACUGGCACACCCAAGGGACUUGUGCACACUCAGGCAGGCUACCUGCUCUACACAGCGCUCACUCACAAGCUUGUGUUUGACUAUCAGCCAGGGAAUAUCUUUGGCUGUGUGGCCGACAUUGGCUGGAUCACAGGACAUAGCUACGUGGUGUAUGGACCACUCUGCAAUGGAGCCACCAGUGUCCUUUUUGAGAGCACCCCCGUUUAUCCUGAUGCCGGUCGUUACUGGGAGACAGUGGAGCGUCUACAGAUCAACCAGUUCUACUGUGCCCCAACAGCUGUGCGGCUGUUGCUAAAGUAUGGUGACACGUGGGUAAAGAAGUAUGAUCGCUCCUCCCUGCGGACACUGGGCUCAGUGGGCGAGCCAAUCAACCAUGAGGCCUGGGACUGGCUGCACAAGGUGGUGGGAGAUGGCAGAUGCACCCUGGUUGACACCUGGUGGCAGACAGAAACAGGCGGCAUCUGCAUUGCACCACGGCCCUCAGAAGAGGGUGCAGAGAUAGUUCCCUGCAUGGCCAUGAGACCCUUCUUUGGCAUUCUCCCAGUGAUUAUGGAUGAGAAGGGGAACGUUAUGGAGGGUGAUGAUGUCUCCGGAGCACUUUGCCUCUCCCAGGCCUGGCCAGGCAUGGCAAGGACCAUCUACAAUAACCACCCCAGAUUCAUAGGUGCCUACUUCAUGGCCUACCCUGGCUACUACUUCACUGGGGAUGGUGCACGCCGUACCAAGGGUGGCUACUACCAAAUCACAGGGCGGCUGGAUGAUGUCAUCAACAUCAGUGGGCACCGAAUGGGGACAGCAGAGAUUGAGGAUGUGAUGGAUGACCACCCCUCAGUACCAGAAAGUGCUGUCAUCGGCUACCCUCAUGAAAUCAAGGGCGAAGCUGCCUUUGCCUUCAUCGUGUUGAAAGAUGAUGUGGAUGACUCAGACGUGGUGGUGAAGGAGCUCAGGUCAGCAGUGGCCACCAAGAUUGCCAAGUAUGCCGUGCCUGAUCAGAUUCUGGUGGUGAAACGUCUUCCCAAAACAAGGUCUGGAAAAGUUAUGAGACGGAUAUUGAGGAAGAUAGUCACUGGUAAAACUCAGGACCUAGGAGAUACCACCACACUGGAGGACCCAAGUGUCAUCACAGAGAUAUUGAACACUUAUCAGAAGUCCAAAAACAAGUAA